AACGGUUGAAUAUGUCUUCAUCACUUCCUGGAUUAAUUCAUGGCAACAGCGUAAGUGACACGUCACUGUGACGUAUACAAGUUUAAUUUAUGUUUAUAUCUUCAGUUAAAUCUCAGAGAUCAUGUGACCGUUUUGUUUGUAUCCUCAGUUAAAUCUCAGAGAUCAUGUGACCGUUUUGUUUGUAUCUUCAGUUAAAUCUCAGAGAUCAUGUGACCGUUUUGUUUGUAUCCUCAGUUAAAUCUCAGAGAUCAUGUGACCGUUUUGUUUGUAUCUUCAGUUAAAUCUCAGAUCAUGUGACCGUUUUGUUUGUAUCCUCAGUUAAAUCUCAGAGAUCAUGUGACCGUUUUGUCCAUGGUUUAAUUGUCGUGAAACGGGACCGUUUAAGCUCUUGUUUACGGUCGCCAUGUUACUGUCUCCAUGACAACCGGGGUAAACAUUUAAGGUGAGAUCUCUGUAACUUUGAGACGAACAGAGAGAGAGACUCAGGUACAGGGGGACUGAGAGACAGGUAGAGAGGCACAGACAGAGCUCAGUCUGGUAGACAGGUAGAGAGUGAGACAGACAGAGAUAGAAACAAGUAGAGAGACAAAGGGACUGAGAGAAAGAUAGAGAGAGAGACAGACAGAGAUAUAAACAAGUAGAGAGACAGAGGGACUGAGAGACAGGUAGAGAGAGAAACAGACAGAGAUAUAAACAAGUAGAGAGACAUAGGGACUGAGAGACAGGUAGAGACAGAGACAGACAGAUAUAGAAACAAGUAGAGAGACAUAGGGACUGAGAGACAGGUAGAGAGAGAGACAGACAGAUAUAGAAACAAGUAGAGAGACUGAGAGACAGACGAGAAGAGAGACAGACAGAGAUAGAAACAAAUAGAGAGACAGAGGGACUGAGAGACAGACGAGAAGAGAGAGUGGAUCCAGUCCUGCAGUUGUGAGUAAAUCUGUAGUAAACCCAGUUGUGGACAGAGGGACAGGGACCCAUCCUCGCGGCCCACGGACCGACUGAUGGAGGACAGACGGAGACAGGAGAAGACCCGGAUGAUGGAAGAAAGACAGAGACAGGAAGUCACCCGGGACGAAGUCCUGUCCUUCAGCCGGCAGCAGCAGAGCUGCGACAGGAAGUCGUCCUGGUUACUGAGUACUGAGAGACGCUUCCUGUCCGGAGACGUCCAGAGGACAAUCAGAGACACAAUGACGAAACAAGAAGUCCUGCUUGACCAGAGGAGGGACAGGCUACGUCUGAUGCUGCAUGCGGAGGAGCAGCUGCUCCUGCAGGAGGUCGAGGAUCAGUCGGAGAGCCAGGUGGAGCGACAGGCAAAGAUGAGAGAGCGAGUUACAGCUCUAAGAGAGAGGAGAGAGAGAGACAGACAGGUGCUCGUCUCCAAGAAGAUGGAGCAGCUCCACAGGGGUCGCUCUGAGGACCAGGUGGUUAAUGAACAGAUGUUGAAGGAGCAGCAGAUGUUGAAGGAGCAGCAGAUGUUGAAGGAGCAGCAGAUGUUGAAGGAGCAGCAGAAUGUGAAGCAGCAGCAGGAAGAUCAGCUAUUGGAGGAUCUUUGGGAAGCCGACCAAAGGGCUAAACUGCAGCGGGAGACAGAGCAGCAGUUGAAGCAGCAUCAGAGAAAGCUGCAGCAACAGGAAGUCUUGCAGAAACAGGUAGAGCUCACCCAGGAGAGGAAGAGGAAGGAGAAGGAGCUGCAGCGGGAGGAAGCUACACUCAUGCUGCAACAGCAGAACCUGCAGCAGCUGCAGUUACAGCAGGAGACGCAGCAGAGGCUGCAGGAGCAGCAGCAGAGGCAGUGUCAGCUGGAUCAGGGUCUGCGGAUGAAGAUGAAGCGACGGGCCAGAGAGCAGCAAGACAAGCUGCAGCUGGAAAUGCACUUCCUGCAGAACCUGCUGCAGCAGGAAACUGACGAGAGACAGGAAGCUGGUCACAGGAAGGUGGAGCUGCAUGAGCAGCAGCAGAUGUACCAGCAGUAUCUGAGUGAGGAGCUGCAGAAGGAGAGGAGACAGGAGGAGGAGGUGGAGCAGCUGAUGAAAGUUGAUGAAGAUGAGGUUUGGAGGAAAAGAGAUGAGCAGUGCCGCCAGCAGCGCAAGGCCAGAAAACAGCUGUUGGGGGAGGUGCUGCAGGCCCGCCAGCUGCAAAAACAACACAAACUGGAGCUGAAACUGCAGAAACAGGAGGAGCUGAACGCAGAGAAAGAGGAGCUGCAGUCUGUCAGGAGAGAGGAGGCGCAGCAGGAGGAGCAGGAGAGGAGACGUGUGCAGCAGGUGUCUCAGGUUUACCGGGCCGACCUGGAGGCUCAGAUGGAGGAGUGGCAGCUGAUGAAGAGGAAAAUGUAGAGGAAGCUGAUGGAGAUGAAGAUGUAGAGGAAGCUGAUGGAGAUGAAGAUGUAGAGGAAGCUGAUGGAGAUGAACAUGUAGACACAGCUGAUGAAGAUGUGGGGGGUGAUAUCUAAAGUGUGUAAGCAGUGACAUAAUAAAACAAAAAUCUUCCUUUUAUAUUUUCCUUUCUGCUGAUUCUUAAUGAAGAUUCUAAUUAAACUCCGUUUUAUUAUUAUUGUUAUUAUUAUUAUUAUUAUUAUUAUUGUUAUUACUAUUAUUAUUAUUAUUAUUAUUAUUAUUAUUAUUAUUGUUAUUACUAUUAUUAUUAUUAUUAUUAUUAUUAUUAUUAUUGUUAUUAUUAUUAUUAUUGGUGUUAUUAUUGUUAUUAUUAUUAUUACUAUUUUUGCUGUUAUUAUUAUUAUUGUUGUUAUUAUUAUU
Messenger RNA from Eleginops maclovinus (Patagonian blennie), 2759 nucleotides. RefSeq names its product cilia and flagella associated protein 53 (gene cfap53). The record is from RefSeq and is a predicted model, not a curated record. The coding region runs from base 1005 to 2339 and encodes 444 amino acids. The transcript is spliced from 8 exons. Lineage: Eukaryota; Metazoa; Chordata; Actinopteri; Perciformes; Eleginopidae.